AGUUCCAUGCAGCAUGGCAAGUUUGCGGAAUUCGAAUACGAAACUUUUAUUUCCCACUGUAACUCUAUCUCUGCGUCUGCGAUAGAGUUGGAGAAAAUCGUAUACGGGAACAAAAGGUCGAUUCUUUUUUUGAAAGAAAUAGAGCGUUCUCUACUACUUCUCGCGGCUACUACAGCUCCAGCGCACUCCCCUCAACGCCCGAGAUUGCGCGGCUACUGCAUUCGCGCGCACGAUCGGAGGUGAUACUUAGCAACCUGGUGACGGACGUUAGCGGGACGAUUCGUGGGUUACCUGCAACACGUUCAACCGGGCGGUCGGAGUUUUAGCUAGUUCCAGGGCCAGCUUUUCUACUACACAGGAGAGGUAGACACAACUCGUCCAUAAUUAGUUCCUGAUCGGCGCCGAAAGAACUUCGUUACAAGUGUUCUCCGCUCUGUUCGCCGAGGCGGCGUCGCAAUCAGGGCGAUCAGCGGAAGGACGAAAAGGUGAGGGCAACAGCACCGUGCGAGCGACAAUCAGGUGUAGUGCUGUCGUGUGUUGGCAGGAAAGAGAGCGCGACAGGAGCAAGAACCGGGAAAACAAAGCGAUAAACGUCGUCUUGCAAAACGCUUGAGCAGCCGCGUGUUGAUCUGCCUGGACCUCGACAUCUCGCCACGACAUCUUGUACGAAAAGCAGAACUAGGGUCCUGCUUUUUUUACGACGCAGAAGUCGCGCAGGUAAAGUGCAUCGAUCUGCGUCGUCGUGCGGGGAAGCGGAGCAGCAAGCUUGGUCGAAGAAGAAGUACUUCCACCAAAAGGCGCGUCUCGCUACGACCACUUUCUUCUCUUGAGGAGCGGCAAAGACGGCUAAAGCAGGAGGAACCGCGGUUGGAGUGGAGCGAGCGUGAAAGAACAGUGCUGGACCGUAACCGAAUUAUUUCACGCGGCUCCUGCAGGUCGUGCUCGCCCGAACGGGAACGCGUACAGUCGCCGACUGCAAUUUUAUUUGCAACGAGUACCACGAAGACGAGGACCAGGUGAACUUUCUCUGAAAAAACACUUUUACUCCGGACGUUUCUUUCCGUUGCAGCUAGUGGCAGGGAAAACGAAAUAAAGCAACAACAAACCCACUACCACCAUGGAGGAGCCAAUCGAUAGUCAGGCGGAGGAGGAAGAGGAGGAGAAGGAGACGAGGUCACAGCAGCUCGCACGACUGAACCCACUGCUGUUGGAGGCAAGCAGGAAAAAUGUCACCUCGGAAAUACUCUCGCUCAUCGAGGAGAUGGCGGACCCAUGCGUCGAAGAUUCAAAUCAGUACUAAGUGAUGUUUUUUUAGUUCAGACUACCUGAAUGAUCUUGAUGAUGAUAAGCUCAGUUCAGAGAAGAAAGUAAAAACGCUUUCCCUGUACUAAGAACAAACCAACCGCAACUACAGGUGGUCACCACUAAUGUGGGCGUCGAACCACGGUAACGAACCAGUAGUGCGGUCGCUGCUCGAGCAAAACUGCCACGCCACUUACCAGCAGAGCGCGCACACGCGAAGAAAAUGCACGCCGCUCCACUGGGCCGCGUUCCGCGGUCACCUCAAGGUGUGCUGGCUGUUGCUGAAGCAGAAAAUAUCGCCCCUGGAGGUGGACGCGUUGGGGAAUACGGUGCUGCACCAGGCGGCGGCGGGAGGCUCACUCGAGGUCACCAGCGCCAUUCUCAGCCAGGGAGCAGACGUAGGAGUUUGUUUCGCACAGGCUUGAAUUCUCUUUCUCAUUUCAGGCGUGAUGAAGAUGACUCUCGAAUUAAUAUUCCAAGGAAGAAGAAGAUGAGCGAAUUUCAACAGCUGGGUGGACUUUACUUCGCAGAGGAACUUACUAGAUUAAUCUACCAGGUCUUCAAAUUGAACAAACGGGGGCACACGCCUUUCGACAUGUGCACGGUGGUCCCGGUGCAAAAACUCCUGAAGCACUGCAUGAUGGCGCCCACGUGUCACAUCUCCGGGCGGGGCUUUUCCUCGACCGUAUUACGCUUCCUCUGCUCCUGGACACACGUGUUAGUCUGCCGCGAAGCAUGCAGCCGGAUGUGGGCGUUUGAAAACCCAACGAAAACGGAGCGGGAGCAGCCGAUGACACUGGCCAAGGACGCCAAGGACAUAGUCGACCACGCAGAGAUGCUCUUGGAGAAGAGCACCGCCAGCGGAAAAUUAGAAGACGUAUUUUCGUAUUUGUAGCAGAAGUUGUAUACUUGAAUUGAAUGGGUAUGGGUAUGGGAUCGAAGUACUCUCUGCAUGCAAGAAUGCCAAUGCUUUCCGUUCAACAACAUCGUCUGUCGGUCUUGGCAAAAUCCUGUAACCAUAGCCGCAACAUCUUCCCCAGGUAAUAGCCGCACUAGACAACGCAGAAGGCAAGCCCGUGGACUGCAAGAUAAAGCAAACGGCAAAGAAGCUGCGACAAAAGCUCGAAAGCACAAUAAGACUAAAGGAGGCCAUGGCAAACAAAAGCAUCAUCAAGAAUGACGGUAUAAUUGAUUCGCUCGGGUUUGUCUUUGUGAUGUGGGCAUAACUGCUGCUUCGAUUCAUUUGACUCUUAAUAGAGAAACGCACACCAGUUCUUGUAGCGGUACAUGGUAUAACGUCGACUUACAUGACACGACAUGAAUCCAACAUACUACACAACAGUCGCGGAAAUCAUAGAAGCAGACGCACUGGUGAUGGCAGCCGAGAACCUCGCCCGCGCCAUUCAGGAUGCCAUCCGAAGGAGAGUAGAGAAGCCGCUGACGGACGAAGCUGCGAAUUUGCGAAGGCGACUGCUGUGCGAGGCGAGCUUGACCAGAUACUUUCGUGCAACACGUAUUGAACCUUUGAGUGCUUUUGCACUUUGCUGACGCAGUUUAGAAAACAUGAGAUGAUUCAUUUUUCCAGGAAAAUAAAGCAAAAACGGGACAAAAAACCAAAACAGCAAAAUUAACCGUCGGCUACAUCCGGUAUUUUCAAGAGUUGAUAGACACGUGCGAGCGGGAAGCCGGGAACAAGCACUUGCUGACGCUCUCAACUGCCAUGAGAAAAAGGUGCGAAUUUAUUUGCGGUUUCGCUGGUGCAUAGCGUUUGGCUGUGGUCAUGACAUGAUUUUGCGCAGAUUUUUUGUGGUGCAUGAGCAUGACAAAGUACAGUAUUACCACGAACACUUUGAACUAAUCAGGAUAUCGGCGGAGCGAGAAAUGACCCUGAAGUUCGACGAAGUGGAGCAUUUGUGCCUGCUGUCCAGUAUCACCGAAGUACCACCGGAGGACAAGAAAUAUCCGAGUUGGAUUGAAGGUAUGGAUACGGGUCUUUUUGUAUGCUGGAAAUGAAACGUGCAUGCCAGGUCUACUACUUUCUUACAACACUGACUUCGUCGCAAGAAUGAGUACAAUUAUCGGGGCAACUGAAGUGGACAAAAUUCUUCUAUUCUCAGAUGUGGAAGUUUUCUCUGGCUUCCAGGAGCAGUACGUGAAGGACGUCGAGUACGGGCGGGAAACCGAAUCCUCCCCGGAGCUCAUCGAGAAGUGCGAGAAACAGCUGGCGAUUCUGGAGGACCUGCUCAUCGAACAGCGGCAGAUCUUGGAGGAGGUGAACUUGAAAAAGAAGAAGGGGAAGAAGAGCAAAAAGUGAAACUACAACCAUCGUCAGAGGAUUUCUUUGAUGUGUCUCCUCGCUUCUUCACCUCAUUCAUCACAUUCUUCCGUCGCAUUACUUCUCCACUGUCGUAUUGUCACAAAAGUCACAAUUCUAAGUCUAAUCGAAAGCAAACGAAACUGGUGAAUACAAUAGCCACGAAAAUAAAAGCAAUUCUCUUUGCAAAGGAAUUUUACGCUGAAGUCACACUAGAAAGCAAAAGUCACAAUUGGCUG
Molecule: messenger RNA, 3855 nt
Organism: Amoebophrya sp. A120
Lineage: Eukaryota; Dinophyceae; Syndiniales; Amoebophryaceae
Source: the annotation of a GenBank genome assembly